This is a messenger RNA of Theobroma cacao (cacao), 1264 nucleotides long. RefSeq names its product WAT1-related protein At3g30340-like. Gene Ontology annotation, cellular component: membrane. Gene Ontology annotation, molecular function: transmembrane transporter activity. The record is from RefSeq and is a predicted model, not a curated record. Lineage: Eukaryota; Viridiplantae; Streptophyta; Magnoliopsida; Malvales; Malvaceae.
UGUUCACAAACAGAGUGAGGUAGCUCCAACCUUGCCUUGGCUCUUUGACUGCUGGAUCUAAUGGCAGAGUUGAAGAGCUGUGCUGAAUGGAAACCUUUUAUUGCAAUGAUAGCAAUUGAUUUUUUGUUUGCUGUGGUGAAUAUUCUUCUUAAGAAAGUCCUUGAUGAAGGGAUGAACCAUUUGGUCCUCAUAACAUUCCGGCUGUCAAUUUCUACAAUCUUCUUGGCCCCUAUUGGCUACUUCUGGGAAAGGAACAGCAGACCAAAGCUCACACCACGCAUUUUAUGUUACCUCUUCUGCAGCGCUAUCGUCGGGGCCUCGCUAACGCAGUACUUCUUUCUCCUUGGAAUUCAAUACACAUCUGCUACAUUUGCAUGCGCCUUUGUCAACAUGGUGCCGGUGCUCACAUUUAUAAUGGCACUACCAUUCCGGAUAGAAACAGUGAACCUCAAAAGCAACGGUGGGAGAGCCAAAAUACUCGGUUCAGUGAUUUGUGUUGGAGGUGCCCUGCUAUUAACCCUUUAUAAAGGAAUGCCUUUAUUCAAACACCCACGCUCACAGGCCCUGGCUCCAACCAUGGCAAAUGCAAUCAAGCUGAGCUCUUCUAGAAGGGCAGAGAGGUGGACCAUUGGUUGCCUAGCUUUGAUAGUAGGAACCAUGUUGUGGUCUUCAUGGUUUAUCAUUCAAUCACAUGUAGGCAAAAGAUACCCCUGCCAAUACUCCAGCACUGCAAUCAUGUCUUUCUUUGGUGCAAUUCAGUCAGCUCUCUUAAGCUUGUCUACAAGCAGGGACCUUUCCAUAUGGGUUCUGAGGGGAAAAGUGGAAAUCAUAACUGUCCUCUAUUCUGGAAUGAUAGGAUCAGGCUUGUGCUAUGUGGGCAUGGCGUGGUGUGUCAAGAAGAGGGGUCCUGUCUUCACAGCAGCAUUUAGUCCUCUUGUUCAGAUAAUGGCAGCCAUGUUUGAUAUCCCCAUCCUUCACGAACAACUCAAUCUUGGAAGUUUGUUGGGUUCGAUAGUUGUCAUUAUUGGACUGUACAUUCUUCUUUGGGGCAAGAACAAAGAAGUGCAGAAUUAUGCAUCAAAAAUUGCUCAAGAAGCCAAAGAGAUCAGGGAGCAAGAGACUCAGUUACAAGUAAUCACAGUUUCUUGUGAUUUAAGUUGUCCUGAGGCCAAGUAGCAUUUUGCUGCCUACCCUCCACUCCAUUCAUGUAAUAUUCAAUAACCUAUUAAUAAAUACCACCGAAUAUGUUUCGACUUCUCUUCAA